UAUUUUGCUUACGAUAAUUCUUUUACAUAUACUUUGAGAUUCACCGCUGUAUCAAAUGUGAAAUAUCUAAUAAAUAACGAUUUUCAGUUUUUAUUUUCUUUUUGAAGCCAAAUGUCCAACUGCCAUGUUCUUUGUUUCUUACCCGUCAAACAUUCAACCGUUUUUUCCCGCCUUAAUCACACCCUGAUCUCAGUCCACCAAUUUAAGUCCCAAACUCACCAAAUCCUCCAUUCUCUACUCGAAAAAUGCAAUUCCAUGAAACAAUCGAAGCAAAUCCAUGCUCAAAUCAUCCUCAAUAACCUCACCGAUCAGACUCUUACUCUAGGCAAGUUAGUCUCUUUCUGUGCUGUUUCUGAUGCGGGCAAUCUUGACUACGCGCACCUUGUAUUUAACCAAAUUUCUAUACCCAAUAAGUUCAUGUACAAUAGUCUAAUAAGGGGUUACUGCAAUAGUAAUAGUCCAAUAAAGUCUAUGUUUUUAUACCGCCAACUGAUUGAUUCUGGUCUUUCACCAAAUGAGUUCACUUUCCCUUUUGUACUUAAAGCUUGUGCUUCCAAAUCGGCGCAUUGGAUGUCCAUGAUUGUUCAUGGGCAUGCUCAAAAGCUGGGCUUUGCAUCAUUAAUUUGCGUUCAAAAUGGUUUGAUUAAUGCUUACAUUGCUUGUGGGUUUAUUCGAUAUGCACGGAAAAUGUUUGAUGAUAUGUCUGAGAGGAGUUUGGUUUCUUGGAAUUCCAUGAUUGGUGGGUAUUCUAAAUUGGGUUGGUGUAAAGAAGUGUUUUUGUUGUUCAAAGAGAUGAGAGAAAUAGGAACGGAGGCUGAUGACUUUACUCUAGUUAACUUGCUUUUGGUCUGUUCACGGAGGUGUGAUAUCAAUUUAGGUAGGUUUGUGCAUUUGUAUAUUCAGAUUACAGGAAUGAAGAUAGAUUUAGUUGCGAGGAAUGCUUUAAUUGAUAUGUAUGCUAAAUGUGGGGCUUUGGUAUUGGCUGAAAGAGUUUUCCAGCAGAUGCCAAAUAAGAAUGUGGUCUCCUGGACUUCUAUGAUUACUGCAUAUGCUAAACAGGGGCUUGUAGAAUAUGCUAGGAAAAGUUUCGACCAGAUGCCAGAGAAGAAUGUGGUUUCUUGGAAUUCAAUGAUUUCAUCUUAUGUUCAGGGAGGUCAAUGCAGGGAAGCAUUGGAUCUGUUCCAUGAGAUGCAUAGUUUCAGAGUGGUGCCCAAUGAGGCUACCCUACUUUCUGUUCUCUCAGCCUGUGGUCAAAUUGGUGAUUUAGUCAUGGGAAAGAAAAUCCACAAUUACAUAUGUGGCACUAGUAGUAUGUAUAGUGUUACACUGUGCAACUCACUUAUAGACAUGUAUGCAAAAUGUGGUGCCCUUAGGAUUGCCAUAGAUGUCUUUAACGAGAUGCCAAAUAAGAAUUUAGUGUCUUGGAAUGUAAUUAUCGGUGCCCUUGCAUUACAUGGUUAUGGAGUAGAAGCUGUUGAGCUCUUCCGAAAGAUGCAAGCUGCAGGUGUAUGGCCUGAUGAGAUAACCUUUAUGGGAUUGCUUUCUGCUUGUAGCCAUAGUGGUCUUGUAGAUAGUGGGCUGUAUUACUUUGACAAAAUGAGCUCUAUCUAUGGUUUUAAACCUGAAAUCGAGCAUUACACAUGCAUGGUUGAUCUUCUUGGACGAGGAGGUCUCUUAGGUGAAGCAGUUAGGGUAAUAGGAGUAAUGCCAAUGAGACCUGAUAUUGUGAUAUGGGGUGCCUUACUUGGAGCCUGUAGGACUCAUGGAAAUGUUGAGAUAGGGAAACAAAUCCUUAAACAGCUGUUGGAAGCAGAGCCAUACAGUUCAGGGGUUUAUGUGCUUCUUUCAAACUUAUUUUCUGAAGCUGGAAGAUGGGAAGACGUGAAGAAUAUCAGGAAAUUAAUGAAUGACAAUGAGAUCAUCAAAUGCAGAGCAGUUAGCUUAGUUGAAAUUGAGGGACGUGUCUAUAAAUUCAUGGUUGAUGACAAGACACUUCAAAUUUCAAGCAAUGUUUAUUCCCUACUUGAUCAACUAUCUGAUCAUCUGAAGUCAAUAGGGUACUACUGCAACAUGUCCAGUAUGGUUCCAGAAUCAUGGGAAACUAGUCGGUAACCUGGGCGUUGCGAGGGUUAUAACUUAAUAUUUUUAUGAUUUUUUUAAAAAUGAUAUUAUUUUACUAAAUUUCCUAAAAUUCUUUACUCCUGAGCUCUAAUUUUAGCUUAAAAUUAGAGUACAUAAGUUAACCCAAGAAUGAAAAUUCAACAUCUAUGUAAGAAACUUGCAAAGAAAAUGAAUCUUCAUAAUUAUACAUGAA
Ricinus communis (castor bean) is the source of this 2314-nucleotide messenger RNA. RefSeq names its product pentatricopeptide repeat-containing protein At2g22410, mitochondrial. NCBI's taxonomy places the organism in Eukaryota, Viridiplantae, Streptophyta, Magnoliopsida, Malpighiales, Euphorbiaceae. The record is from RefSeq and is a predicted model, not a curated record. The transcript has a single exon. Bases 112 to 2112 code for a protein of 666 amino acids. Gene Ontology annotation, molecular function: protein binding; RNA binding. Gene Ontology annotation, biological process: RNA modification.